Esox lucius (northern pike) is the source of this 3373-nucleotide messenger RNA. It is a transcript of the gene slc38a9, whose product is annotated as solute carrier family 38 member 9. The transcript is spliced from 15 exons. Gene Ontology annotation, molecular function: amino acid transmembrane transporter activity. Bases 134 to 1834 code for a protein of 566 amino acids. Gene Ontology annotation, biological process: amino acid transmembrane transport. Lineage: Eukaryota; Metazoa; Chordata; Actinopteri; Esociformes; Esocidae. The record is from RefSeq and is a predicted model, not a curated record.
GUUGUUUCCUUUUUCAAACUGUUCUCGACUCUACAUAGAAUCUUAGUUGUGUAGUUCGGAAGUGCAGUCUUCUUGACAGGAGCAGCCUCCGGUGGUAACGAAUGUCAGGCCUUGACCUGAAACAACAGAGAACAUGGAGGAGGACUGUAAACCUCUAUUAAGCCCAGUGCGUAAAGGGAGUUACACAGACACUGGGUCGACAGAUUCACUGGACCGUGCAGCCAGAAGGCCCUUCCACGUGGAACCUCGAAACAUAGUGGAGGACACCCCCUCAGAGAGGGUGACCGCAGAGGCUGCCGUCCUCAGCAGCAGAGUUCACUACUAUGGCCGACUCACCGCUUCGGCAGACAGACUGCUGAGCCCCCCGGACCAUGUGAUCCCCUGUCCAGAGGAGAUCUAUGUGUACAGUCCGCUGGGAACAGCCUUCAAAGUGACCGGAGGCGAUGGAGUGUCCAAAAACCCCAGCAUCAUCACCAUUUUCGCAAUAUGGAAUACAAUGAUGGGGACGUCUAUACUGAGCAUACCGUGGGGCAUAAAGCAGUCUGGGUUCACGUUGGGCAUCAUUAUCCUGAUCCUCAUGGGACUGCUGACCCUCUACUGCUGCCUCAGGGUGCUCAAAUCACCCAAGUCAAUACCGUACAUUGACACAUCUGACUGGGAGUUCCCUGAUGUGUGUAAAUAUUACUUUGGGACCUUUGGCCAGUGGUCCAGUCUGCUGUUCUCCAUGGUGUCACUCAUAGGCGCCAUGGUGGUCUACUGGGUUCUUAUGUCCAACUUUCUCUUCAACACCGGAAAGUUCAUCUACAACUACGCAUACAACGUCAGCAUAUCUGAUACAGAUUUCGGGACCAAUGGAUCAAACCGAGUGAUCUGCCCUUUCCCUGGUACGGGAGGCGACGGGCGAAAUGGCAGCGGCAUCAGUGCCCCAUGCCAGCUGAGUGACGGUUACAGUGGCUACUAUGGCAACAACACCACAGACACAGACCUGUUUGACCGCUGGUGGAGCAAGACCAACACCAUCCCCUUCUACCUCAUCAUUCUUCUGCUGCCACUGCUCAACUUCCGCUCGGCCUCUUUCUUCGCCCGCUUCACCUUCCUGGGGACCAUAUCCGUGGUCUAUCUAAUCAUCCUGGUCACAAUGAAGGCUGUCCGUCUGGGUUUUCACCUUGAGUUUCACUGGUUUGACUCCAGUGAGUUCUUCGUCCCAGAGUUCAGGCUGCUCUGCCCUCAGCUGACCGGCGUUCUCACCCUGGCCUUCUUCAUUCACAACUGCGUCAUCACUCUGAUGAAGAGCAACAAGCACCAGGAGAAUAACGUGCGGGACUUGUCUUUGGCCUACCUGCUGGUGGGACUCACCUACCUUUACGUGGGAGUGUUGAUCUUCGCCACGUUCCCCUCCCCUCCACUGUCAAAAGACUGCAUUGAACCAAACUUCCUGGAUAACUUCCCCAGCAGUGACAUUCUGGUGUUCGUGGCACGGACCUGCCUGCUCUUCCAGAUGACCACUGUCUACCCCCUGCUGGGCUACCUGGUGCGCGUCCAGAUGAUGAGCCAGAUCUUCGGCAAACAUUACCCCGGUUUCUUCCACGUUCUCACUCUGAAUAUUAUUAUCGUUGCCGCUGGUGUCUGCAUGGCAAGGUUUUACCCAAAUAUUGGCUCCAUUAUCAGGUACUCGGGGGCGACGUGUGGCCUGGCCCUGGUCUUCGUCUUCCCUUCCCUGAUACACAUGAUGUCCCUGAAGCGAAGAGGGGAACUCGGCUGGCCCUCGGGCCUCUUCCACAGCCUCCUCAUCGUCCUGGGCGUGGCCAACGUGGCAGGACAGUUCUUCAUGUAGUCAGCCCUGGUUGGUGGGUUUUUUUCCGUCGCCCACCGGGGUUGCGUUCGACAGGGAGCCAACGGAGCAACGAAGGUUAACCGGGACAGCCUGGACUUCCAAUGAGAAACACUAAUUCACGUUUUUCCGUUUUAAAAGGUUUUCUACUUUGUGUCCGGAUUAACGUAACAGAGGACAAGCCUGUUUGUCUGUUCCGGAGAGAAUCUGCGUCCGGGUACUCCGCUGGUAUGAUUGUCACAAGGCAACACACACUGGGGAAUUCAACAGUGUCUGUUUAUCUACCAUCAUUUCACAUUGUCUUCUUAAGGGGGUGUUUUUGUUCAUUUAAAUAGGGCUUGCCUUUCUUCACUUAACUCAGGCAAAUUUACACCGGUUUAUGGACUUUCACGAACCUUUUAACACAUUUAAUUUGAAAUAGUUUUUCAGUUGGUCCUUCAGUUGGGGUGUGGUCAGAGGGGUGAAUGGAGACUGAACAGAUGGUGAGCUUUUUUUUUAUUAGCUAAAAUAUUCAACAUCCAGUGGAAAGUUUUCCUCGCUUUAAGUUUUAGACUGUGGAAGUAGUUGUGGAAAGGUUGUGUGGAUCUGAUUGGCUGGUGUAAGGGUUCUCUAGGUUCAUAGGUGCUGAUGAGUACUUUCUGGCUGAGUGUUGAAAGCCGAAUGACGUCUCAAUCUUCCACUCUUCAGAGCCCGCCAGGCGUUAAGGUGUAACUGGACUACUCAAAAUUGAUAAAGGAGUAAAAAUAAGUUUAAAAAAAUCAGAACAAAUGUAUGUCUGUGUUCAGAUCCGCUGUCUGUCAAUUUGCAACUCCCAUCAAAAAAGCGCCACGAAGCACGGAUCAAAUGAUCGAGCAGCGCUUGUCCUCAUCCCACUCCUACAUGGUUUUUAUUCUUCAUUUGGUCGAUAGUUGAAGCCACGCAAAUAUUUUUGAGAAAAGUUCCACUGCCAAAUGUCUGUGGGAGUUGUGAACGGAUAUCGGUGAUCACUGAAAUGAAGCAGCAUAAUUCCCAAGAGCGAAGUGCUUCCCUGCAUGGUUAUAACAUGAACACCUUCCUCCUGUUUUCAACCCUCUGUUUCAACAAACAUAUUUAUUCUGAGGAAAUGCACAAAUCAUGUCCUGUAUUCAUUGCUUUUUUUAAAAGAAAACAUACAGACUUUGACAUGAAAGCAGAAAUAACAUUUUGUGGUUUCCAUUCUAGGCCUUUUGGACUUUCCAGCCCUUUCGGUGGGGAUAGAUGGUUCAAAUGUUUCCUGGAUCUUAAUGUUUGAAACCACUGUAAUUGUAAGGUGAAUUUGUUCUUGCCGUCGGUCUGUUUUGUAACUUAUUUAAUAUCUUCUAUGUUUAACUGAAUGAUGCCAUAGGCUUUUACGAGCACUGACAGCAUACCUGUAUACUUAUGGAAGCCAUUCUCUAAGUAACUGUAUUUUAAGUAAUUUUCUGUAUGUUAUUCCAGCUGCUGCAUAGUUGUUUAAAUACUUCUUAAUGUUACCAUUGAAUAAAGGGAUUGUAUAGGUGUUUGUGUGCAGGCUCCUAAAACUUA